This is a messenger RNA of Branchiostoma floridae (Florida lancelet), 2732 nucleotides long. RefSeq names its product low-density lipoprotein receptor-related protein 4-like. The record is from RefSeq and is a predicted model, not a curated record. The transcript has 15 exons. Bases 276 to 2732 code for a protein of 818 amino acids. NCBI's taxonomy places the organism in Eukaryota, Metazoa, Chordata, Leptocardii, Amphioxiformes, Branchiostomatidae.
CAUAUAUGGCAGUUUGCUAAUGUCGGGGCCUUUUGCCUCAGGCAAUGGUUUUUUAACGCACAGGCUAUUUUAGGGAAAAGCAACAGUUUACAGAGCCAGUCAAGUUUCGUUUCCACGUGUGUGCAUAUAGUUUGUUUAGGUAGUUAGUUCUAAACCACUUUUGUUGUUAUUUUUUGCGUAAGAAGUUUUUUGUCGGCUCUUCAAAAAGUUGUUCUUCUGGUCGGACCAGACCACCCCGUGUCGCAGUUGGGUGUCAAACGCGCAGGUUGAUACACAUGAUAGGCAAGAUGGCGGCAGGGAGGGGGCUCGGAGCGAGACCCGGACGUUUCAUCGCUGUCACCGCUCUUCUCCUGGCGGUUGGAUGCUCGACUGUGGCCGCAGGAAGUUCUGAUGCACCAUAUCUACUGGUGGCCAAUGCCUCUACUGUGAGCAAAGUCAGCCUGGAAAAUGGAUAUGUCCUGGACGUGUUACUCUCAGGGGAUGACAUCCAGCGUGCUGUGGCAGUUGGUGUAGAUAUAGAAGACAACUGGUUGUUCUGGACGGAUGUGAACUACGAUCGACGAGGCCUCUACCGUGCUCGACUAGAUGGUACAGGGGUGGAGCUUCUCGCAUCAGAAGAUAUCUACGAACCCAAUGGUGUAGGAGUGGACUGGUUGGCCAACAACAUCUACUUGACUGAUGCCCAGCAGGGAACCAUUGAGGUGAUCAAGUAUGAUGGAAGCAGCAAGAAGACAGUCAUCACUGGUCUGGAUAUCCCCAGAGGCAUUGCAGUGGAUCCAACAAAUGGGUACCUGUACUGGGGUGACCAAGGGAAGAAGACUAUUGAGCGCUCACGUAUGGACGGGUCAGACAGGGAAGUUCUUGUGGAUGACGGACUCUUCUGGCCAAACGAGAUGGUCAUUGACUAUAGGAGCAAGAAGCUGUACUGGGUAGAUGGCUACACCCGUCUGCUGGAGUGUUAUGACCUCCAGUACAGAACACACAGCCAAGUGGCCAACAUCACCAAUGUGGUGGGGAACAGUGUGUCCUUUGGCCUGGCUCUUCACAAUGAUAAGUUGUACUUCACAGUGUGGGAUGAAGGAGCUGUGUACUCCAUCCCUACCAGUGGUAGUAGUGAACCAACCCUACUGCUGCAGGGCCUCGGGGACCGACCAUUUGGUCUGCAGGCAGUGGACAGUAAUUCUCAGAACACACUGGAACAGGGUGCUUGUGGAGACAACAACGGGAUGUGCAGCCACUUGUGCCUCCCUACGGGUCGCUACAGCUACAAGUGUGCCUGUCCCAGCUAUGGGGGGAUGACCCUGGGGUCGGACAGGAGAACUUGUGAAGAACCUUCCAAGUUCCUUCUGUAUGCUGCUGGUGACACCGGACAUGUCAUGAUGCUGUCCCUGGAUACGAACGCCGGGCAGCGGCCGGUCAUCGUGGCACGGGGAGUGCGACCAGUCGCAGUGGAGUACGACCCGGUUGAGAAGCGGGUGUACUACAGUGAUAAUGGGAUGUUCCGGAUUUGUCGAGUGUUCCUCAAUGGUACAGGAUUUGAGGUAUUCCUGGAUGCUGGCAUUGGAGUUGUUGAUGGCAUGACUCUGGACUGGCGUAACAGGAAGCUUUACUUCACUAACAUGGGAACCCACUACUGGGGCGGAGGGUCUCCAUGGCAACGGGUGGAGAUGGUCGGCCUGGAUGGCAAGCAGAGGAGGAGGAUUGUGGAGAAGUCUUUGGACAAGCCUCGAGCUCUCGUGGUGGACACAGAGAGGGGAUACUUGUACUACUCUGACUGGGGAGAAGUUGCGAAGGUGGUGAAAGUCGAGCUGGAUGGUUCCAACGCCGUGGUCAUGAACCACAACGGGAUGCACAACCCCAACGGCCUGGCCCUGAGCGCCGGUCAGCUCUACAUCCUGGACUCCCACGCCCGGCUGGACGUGGUGACCGAGAACGGGACCCAGCUGGCCCCGGGAAGCCUGGACAAGAUUGACCUGGAUGACCAGAACGUCAGGAACACUAAUGACGGUCUGGGCCUGCAGACCCCAUUUGGCAUCUCUGUGAAGGGGAGCCAGAUUUUCAUCAGUGACUGGGGCACCAGCGCUAUCCACCUCAUCGACUCGGACACCAAUCAGAAGUCAGUAUUAGUCACGGACGUCGGCUCACCAAUGGGGGUGAAGUAUGCAGAACGUGAUGCGGCGCCAGUACAGAACCCCUGUCGGAGCCACGACUGCAGCGAUAUCUGCGUACCAACUCCAGCCCAGUCUUUCCGCUGCCUGUGUCCUGACAUAGGAGGCAAGGUGCUGGAUGACAAUGGAAAGAACUGCAGGAGACCAACCAAGUUCCUGCUGUUUGCCGACUAUGCUGAGAUCCGUAUGCUUGGCAUGGACACCCAGGACAGCUACGCCUACCCUGUGGUACAGAGGCACGAGUACUUCACUAACCUGGUGGCUGUCACCUAUGAUUCAAGGGAAGAAAACAUCUACUUCAGCAAUGUGGACAGUGGUAUGAUCAUGAGGGUUCACCUGAAUGGCACAGGUGCAUCGGUGGUGUACUCCAUGGCUGAUGUGGUGGAUGGACUUGCCAUUGAUCCCGUGGGACGUAAUCUGUACUGGACAGACUACACCAGUGGCACUGUGGAGAUGAUGCCUCUGGAUGGAAACGUUUCAUCCCAUGUAGAACUCAUCAGUGGACUGGACAAACCAAGGGCAAUCGGCUUGGAUCCAAACCAACGGUAUUUAUUUUUUCAUUGA